UGCGAAAAAAUGAAACGAACACGGCUAUUUAUUUCAUAUUUAUUUUGUAGAAACUCCCACAAACAUUGUAAAUUAAGUGGAUUAAUUGUUGGAAAAAGAAAGGCAUUAGUGUUGGAGCAAAAAUGGGAAUGGUAAAAUAUGGUGCACAAGUUACAUUCACAAAAGAGCUACCUAUAGCCUAAACCUAUUAAUUAUAAUAUUAUUCUUUAUAGACAGUGCAACAGGACGCAUUUAAACUGUACCAGUAUCAACAUAAUUUGUAAUAGCGAAAUGGCUCUCAACAAAACAUUUGCAUCGAUCAGUCAGGAACCUAUAGUGAAAGCAGAAUCUGAUGAUUUGCUGGACAAGGAUAUUAGUAAAGUUGAAAUUAAAGUAGAACCAGACUUUUACUGUGACAAUCCUGAAGAGGAAGACUGUAAUUUAGAUGUGGACAAGUUGAAUGUCAAGACUGAGACUGACAGGGAGAAUGAUCCCGGAGUCCCAACCGUGUGGUUCCCGGCUCAUUCACAAGAUGCAUUUAAAGAGGACCAAGAACUCAACAGAAAUGAAUUCAAAAAAGAUUCAAAGGCAAAAUGUGUAUCAAAAGGGAACGAUCAGGUUAAGACAAACAGAUCUCGAGUCAUUCUGGAGAAGAACUACACUUGCGAAUCGUGCAACCGUCGGUAUACUCGCAAGGGCCACCUCGUCCGCCACAUGAAGACCCACACCCAGGACAAACGGUACACAUGCAAUCUGUGCAAAAGUAUGUUCACCGACAGGGAACAUCUCGAGUCGCACACGAGAGACCACCUGCGGGAAUCGGCGCACGCAUGCGAGGUGUGCGGGCGGCGGUUCCUGACCGACGACCGACUGCUCGCCCACGCCGAGACCCACACGCGGCCGAGGGUGACGUGCGAGACGUGCGGCCGAGGUUUCGCGGACGGCAAGACUCUAAACAGGCAUAUGAGGAAGCACACGCAGGAGAAGAGGCACGGCUGCGACGCGUGCGGCCGCAAGUUCCACGAGCGGCAUCAGCUGAUCGUCCACGAGCGAACUCACACAGGCGAGAGACCGUUCGCCUGCGAGACGUGCCCCAGACGGUUCGCCGACAGCGGCCACCUGCGGGUCCACGUGCGCACACACACGGGCGAGAAACCGUACCCGUGCGACGCGUGCGACAGGAGCUUCGCGGUGCGGCGGUCGCUGUUGCUGCACCAGCGCACGCACACGGGCGAGAAGCCGCACGCGUGCGCGGUGUGCGGGCGGCGGUUCGCGGACCGCGGCCGCCUGGUGCUACACGCGCGCCUGCACAGCGGCGAGCGGCCCUACGCCUGCGAGGUGUGCGCGCGCCGCUUCACCGAGAACUGCCACCUGGUGGCGCACCGCCGCACGCACACCGGCGAGAAGCCCUUCCCCUGUCGCCUGUGCGGCCGGAGCUUCGCGCAGCGCCAGUCCCUCAAGUCCCAUAUGAGGACUCACGCGCCCCGGGAGGAGGACCUGCCCGCCUAUGACGAGGACGAGAAAACGUAAUCAGACCCAAAAUUACCCUACCGUUUUACAGGAUUAAACAUUAUUAUUACUACCUACUCGUAAAAUAAAAAAAAUUACA
Aricia agestis (brown argus) is the source of this 1588-nucleotide messenger RNA. Its product is annotated as zinc finger protein 2-like. The coding region runs from base 271 to 1509 and encodes 412 amino acids. Lineage: Eukaryota; Metazoa; Arthropoda; Insecta; Lepidoptera; Lycaenidae. The transcript has 4 exons. The record is from RefSeq and is a predicted model, not a curated record.